Messenger RNA from Miniopterus natalensis, 2011 nucleotides. It is a transcript of the gene PKM, whose product is annotated as pyruvate kinase M1/2. Gene Ontology annotation, molecular function: pyruvate kinase activity; potassium ion binding; magnesium ion binding. Gene Ontology annotation, biological process: glycolytic process. NCBI's taxonomy places the organism in Eukaryota, Metazoa, Chordata, Mammalia, Chiroptera, Miniopteridae. The record is from RefSeq and is a predicted model, not a curated record.
UUACAGUGGAUGCCUGGGUAAUGCAAGCAUUGGAUACGAGAUUUUAACUUGCUCAGGGUCCUGUGAGCCUUUGCCUGACUCGGAAUACCCACAUAGCCAGAGCAUGCUGGGUUCCCUGUGGCUUGUGCACAAAGAGUGCUUAUUCAGUUAAUGUGUAAGCAGGAAAUGGCUUCCUGUGCCAAGUGGUGUAUAACAACCCAGGCUUCUCAGACUGAUCAUGCUCUUCAAUUCCCCUGGACCCAGAACUUCAGAAGCCAUGUCGAAGCCCCAUAGCGAUGUUGGGACUGCCUUCAUUCAGACCCAGCAGCUGCAUGCCGCCAUGGCUGACACUUUCCUGGAGCACAUGUGCCGCCUGGACAUUGACUCGCCGCCCAUCACGGCCCGGAACACUGGCAUCAUCUGUACCAUCGGCCCUGCUUCCCGGUCUGUGGAAAUAUUGAAGGAGAUGAUUAAGUCUGGAAUGAAUGUGGCUCGUUUGAACUUCUCUCAUGGAACUCAUGAGUACCAUGCAGAGACUAUCAAGAACGUGCGCACAGCUACUGAAAGCUUUGCUUCUGAUCCCAUCCUCUACCGUCCAGUUGCUGUGGCCCUGGACACUAAAGGACCUGAGAUCCGAACUGGGCUCAUCAAGGGCAGCGGCACCGCAGAGGUGGAGCUGAAGAAAGGGGCCACUCUCAAGAUCACUCUGGAUAAUGCCUACAUGGAAAAGUGUGAUGAAAACACCCUGUGGCUGGACUACAAGAACAUUUGCAAGGUGGUGGAAGUGGGCAGCAAGAUCUACGUGGAUGAUGGACUUAUUUCUCUGAAGGUGAAGGAGAAAGGUGCUGACUUCCUAUUGACAGAGGUGGAGAAUGGUGGCUCUUUGGGCAGCAAGAAGGGUGUGAAUCUCCCUGGGGCUGCAGUGGACCUGCCUGCUGUGUCAGAAAAGGACAUCCAGGAUCUGAAGUUUGGGGUAGAGCAGGAUGUAGAUAUGGUGUUUGCGUCUUUCAUUCGCAAGGCAUCUGAUGUCCAUGAAGUCAGGAAGGUCCUGGGAGAAAAAGGAAAGAACAUCAAGAUAAUCAGCAAAAUUGAAAAUCAUGAAGGAGUUCGCAGGUUUGAUGAGAUACUGGAAGCCAGUGAUGGGAUCAUGGUGGCUCGUGGUGAUCUAGGCAUUGAGAUUCCUGCAGAGAAGGUCUUCCUUGCUCAAAAGAUGAUGAUCGGACGGUGCAACCGAGCUGGGAAGCCUGUCAUCUGUGCCACACAGAUGCUGGAGAGCAUGAUCAAGAAGCCCCGUCCCACCCGGGCUGAGGGCAGUGAUGUGGCCAAUGCAGUCCUGGAUGGAGCUGACUGCAUCAUGCUGUCUGGAGAGACAGCCAAAGGGGACUACCCCCUGGAGGCUGUCCGCAUGCAACACCUGAUAGCUCGUGAGGCUGAGGCAGCCAUGUUCCACCGCAAGCUGUUUGAAGAACUUGUGCGAGCCUCAAGUCACUCCACAGACCUCAUGGAAGCCAUGGCCAUGGGCAGCGUGGAGGCUUCUUAUAAGUGUUUAGCAGCAGCUUUGAUAGUUCUGACGGAGUCUGGCAGGUCUGCUCACCAGGUGGCCAGGUACCGCCCCCGUGCUCCCAUCAUUGCUGUGACCCGUAAUCACCAGACAGCUCGCCAGGCCCACCUGUACCGUGGCAUCUUCCCUGUGGUGUGUAAGGACCCAGUGCAGGAGGCCUGGGCUGAGGACGUGGACCUCCGGGUGAACUUGGCCAUGAAUGUUGGUAAGGCCCGAGGCUUCUUCAAGAAGGGAGACGUGGUCAUUGUGCUGACUGGGUGGCGUCCUGGCUCUGGCUUCACCAACACCAUGCGUGUAGUGCCUGUGCCCUGAUGGGCCCCAGAGCCCCUCCUCCAGCCCUUGUCCCAUCCCUUUCUCCCAACCCAUCCAUUAGGCCAGCAAUGCUUGUAGUGCUCACUUGGGGUUGUAGUGUGGCACUGGUGGACUGGGACACCAGGGAGGAAGAUUAAGGCCUCUGUAAAACAUUGCUAU